Microthlaspi erraticum is the source of this 2298-nucleotide messenger RNA. The record is from the annotation of a GenBank genome assembly. NCBI's taxonomy places the organism in Eukaryota, Viridiplantae, Streptophyta, Magnoliopsida, Brassicales, Brassicaceae.
AUGAGUGAAAGAGGACGACCUAACAAGAAGACAAAGCACGACGAUCAAAAGAUGAAAAAGAUCCAAAACGAAGAAGCAUUAUAUUCAGAUGAUGAUACUGGUGAUCAUGAUGGUAUAUAUUUUGAAGGUGAAGGAGGAGCGGUGGAGGAAACGGAUUUUAGUAAAUUGGAGUUGAAGGCAGACCAUGCAAACAGACCUCUGUGGGCAUGUGGAGGUGGAAGGAUUUUCUUGGAAACUUUUUCUCCUCUCUAUAAACAAGCCUCUGAUUUUCUCAUCGCCAUAGCUGAACCUGUUUGCAGGCCAGAGUCAAUGCACGAGUAUAAUCUAACACCACACUCGUUGUACGCUGCUGUUUCCGUUGGCCUUGAGACAGAAGCUAUCAUUUCGGUUUUAAACAAACUGUCAAAGACUAAGUUACCAGAGGAUAUGAUUAGUUUCAUCUAUGCUUCUACUGCCAAUUACGGGAAAGUGAAGCUGGUUUUGAAAAAGAACCGUUAUUUUAUUGAAUCCCCUUUCCCUGAGGUGUUGAAAAAGCUUCUCCAAGAUGGUGUUAUAAACGGAGCAAGAUUUUCUUCUGAGCCAUACUGUGGCGCUGAUGGAUUCACGGUUGGCAAAACAAGCGGUGAACUUGAAGCAGGACAUGGGGAGCUGUUGAAUGAAGCAGAAUCGGCAGCAGCAGCAGAAGAAAAAGAAACUCACUCCUUUGAGAUAGACCCGGCACAGGUGGAGAAUGUGAAGCAGCGUUGCUUGUCGAAAGACUUGAAUUACCCUAUGUUAGAGGAAUAUGACUUCAGGAACGACAAUGUUAAUCCUGAUCUUGACAUGGAACUGAAGCCCCAUGCACAACCGAGGCCAUACCAGGAAAAGAGUUUGAGCAAAAUGUUUGGGAACGGAAGAGCAAGAUCCGGGAUCAUAGUGUUGCCAUGUGGUGCUGGUAAAUCUCUGGUUGGUGUUUCUGCAGCGGCUCGUAUAAAGAAGAGUUGUCUUUGUUUGGCAACAAAUGCUGUCUCGGUGGAUCAAUGGGCCUUCCAGUUCAAGCUGUGGUCUACUAUUAGGGAUGACCAGAUAUGCCGUUUUACUUCUGAUAGUAAAGAAGCAUUCCGUGGAAAUGCUGUUGUUGUUGUCACAACUUAUAAUAUGAUUGCCUUUGGUGGUAAACGAUCUGAGGAAUCAGAGAAGAUCAUAGAAGAAAUCAGAAACAGAGAGUGGGGGUUGCUGCUCAUGGACGAGGUCCAUGUGGUUCCGGCCAAUAUGUUUAGGAAAGUUAUCAGUAUCACAAAAUCUCACUGCAAGCUAGGACUUACAGCCACCCUUGUGAGAGAAGAUGAAAAGAUUACAGAUUUGAAUUUCCUCAUUGGCCCCAAACUAUAUGAAGCCAAUUGGCUAGAUUUAGUUAGAGGAGGGUUCAUUGCAAAUGUUCAGUGUGCUGAAGUUUGGUGUCCUAUGACCAAAGAGUUUUUUGCUAAAUAUUUGCAGAAAGACAACUCCAAGAAAAAACAGGCACUCUAUGUGAUGAACCCUAACAAGUUCAGAGCCUGUGAGUUUCUGAUACGUUUCCAUGAAGAACAACGUGGGGAUAAAAUCAUUGUCUUUGCAGACAAUCUUUUUGCACUUACAGAGUAUGCGAUGAAACUCCGGAAACCCAUGUUUUAUGGUGCAACAAGCCAUGUCGAACGAACAAAAAUUCUUGAAGCGUUUAAAACAAGCAAAAACUUGAACACUAUCUUCCUGUCCAAGGUUGGUGAUAACUCAAUAGAUAUUCCUGAAGCUAAUGUGAUUAUCCAGAUUUCAUCACAUGCUGGUUCUAGACGUCAAGAGGCUCAGCGUUUAGGUCGUAUCCUUAGGGCUAAGGGUAAACUUGAAGAUAGAAUGGCUGGUGGAAAAGAAGAGUAUAAUGCAUUCUUCUACUCGCUUGUUUCUACAGAUACACAGGAAAUGUAUUAUUCAACGAAAAGACAGCAGUUCUUGAUCGACCAAGGUUAUAGUUUCAAGGUUAUAACAAGCCUUCCACCUCCUGAUGCUGGUUCAAGCUUAAGCUACAGCACUCAACAAGAACAGUUAUCUCUUCUCACAAAGGUGUUGAAUGCUGGAGACGAUCUGGUAGGUUUAGAGCAAUUGGAAGAAGACACAGAUGGAAUGGCCCUGCAAAAUGAUAGAAGGAGCAAACGAUCGAUGAGUGCAAUGUCCGGUGCCGAUGGAAAUGUCUACAAGGAAUACAACUCUGGCCGUCACAAAUCUUCAGCUCAACAGUCCAAGAAACCUAAACACCCUAUCUUCAAAACACGUUUCGUGUCAUGA